AUGGCCGGCUUAUCUGUCAGUCGGAGGAAGCCUCCUCCACCAAUGCUGAAUCUCAAAAACAUUAACGGCCAGCCCCAAAAGCGACAAGCGCCUCCAGGAGGCCCCCCUCCAGGUGGUCCUCCUCCAGGCGGUCCUCCUCCAGGGGGCCCUCCUCCACCAGUGCUGAAUCUCAAAAUCAUUGAUGGUCAGCAGCAAAAGCGACAAGCGCCCCCAAGGGGCCCUCCACCAGGUGGUCCUCCUCCAGGUGGUCCUCCUCCAGGUGGUCCUCCUCCAGGUGGUCCUCCUCCAGGUGGUCCUCCAGGGGGCCCUCCUCCACCAGUGCUGAAUCUCAAAAUCAUCGAUGGUCAGCAGCAAAAGCGACAAGCGCCCCCAGGGGGCCCUCCACCAGGUGGUCCUCCUCCAGGUGGUCCUCCACCAGGUGGUCCUCCUCCAGGCGGUCCUCCUCCAGGCGGUCCUCCUCCAGGUGGUCCUCCUCCAGGUGGCCCUCCUCCACCAGUGGUCCUCCUCCAGGCGGUCCUCCUCCAGGCGGUCCUCCUCCAGGCGGUCCUCCUCCAGGCGGUCCUCCUCCAGGCGGUCCUCCUCCAGGUGGUCCUCCUCCACCAGUGCUAA
Messenger RNA from Colletotrichum graminicola M1.001, 609 nucleotides. RefSeq lists its product as uncharacterized. Bases 1 to 609 code for a protein of 202 amino acids. The transcript has 2 exons. The record is from RefSeq and is a predicted model, not a curated record. NCBI's taxonomy places the organism in Eukaryota, Fungi, Ascomycota, Sordariomycetes, Glomerellales, Glomerellaceae.